Molecule: messenger RNA, 888 nt
Organism: Capsicum annuum
Lineage: Eukaryota; Viridiplantae; Streptophyta; Magnoliopsida; Solanales; Solanaceae
Product: endo-1,3;1,4-beta-D-glucanase
Exons: 4
Molecular function (GO): hydrolase activity
Source: RefSeq, a predicted model, not a curated record
UUAUUGUCUCAAUUCUUUGCAGGUUAUGAAGCACCAAAUCUGAGGAGGCUUGCCGACAAAGUUGCAGCUGCAGGAUACUAUGUGGUGGUUCCUGAUUUUCUUUGUGGUGAUCCUUAUACUACCGAUAAGCCUUUGUCAAUCUGGAUACAAUCUCAUGGAACAGAAAAAGGAUUUGAAGAUGCAAAACAGGUUGUUGCAGCUCUCAAGGAUAGAGGUAUAUCUGCAAUUGGAGCUGCAGGGUUUUGCUGGGGUGCAAAGGUGGUUACUGAGCUUGCUAAGUCUGACAACAUUCAAGCUGCAGUGCUAUUGCACCCAUCAUUUGUCAAGGUUGAUGAUAUGAAAGGUGUGGCUAUAUACUAGAAUCAUCUCCGACCACAUUUAGCUAUUGCUUCUGAUUUUAUACUGAUUUGUUGCAUGUGCACCCAUUUCAUUUUGCAUCCUCAAUGUUACUUGAAUCCUAGAUGUAUACGCAUUUGUUGCAUAUGUUAUUAAUCUCUGAACCAUUGAGAUCUAGAUGAUGUUAGGACCCUGAAAACUUCUUUUACAUGUUUUGUAAUCGUUUACGCCUCAACUCCAUUCUAAUGUGAAUCAUGCUAAUUGUUUUAUGUAUAUCCCUUGGUGCAAUUUGUUUUAACUGUUGUUUGAAUUUUAUGACUUCCUUGAACUGCAUCACUAUGAGAUCCUGAUGGUGUUAACAGGUGAAAAAAAUCAUACGACGGAAGAAGAAAAGGAGAGUUAUUUUAUUAAGUUGAAAAAAGAGAUGUUAAAAUACAAGGAAAUCCUAAUCUAUCUGCAGUAAAAUAGUACUGUAACUCAAAACAAGAAACAUCCUAAUAACUAGGAACUAAAUCAAUCCAACAGCUACAUGCCCAAAGACUAGGAAACUAA